Messenger RNA from Tribolium madens (black flour beetle), 512 nucleotides. RefSeq lists its product as uncharacterized. The coding region runs from base 126 to 512 and encodes 128 amino acids. NCBI's taxonomy places the organism in Eukaryota, Metazoa, Arthropoda, Insecta, Coleoptera, Tenebrionidae. The transcript is spliced from 4 exons. The record is from RefSeq and is a predicted model, not a curated record.
ACUUCAAUUUUUUGGUUAGAUUACUUUUAUUUUUUGGGCCGUGUCUUUCCGGGAUCCCCCGCAGUAAAUGUUUGUAGAAAUUUGUACUUUUCUUAUUAUUUUGUAAUUCUGAAGUUUUCUUAAAUAUGCCCGACUCAUUUCAGGAUGUGUUAUUAACAUUUAAUAUUGCUCAUAAGAACCGUGAAAUUUAUCUUCAAUUGCACAACAAUGAUACCGUUGGGGAUUUAAAAAGUGAAAUUUUUAAUAAAGUGAAUGUCCCUCCUUCGAGACAAGUCAUAGAUUGUUGGUCGACAAAUCCCGAGAGUGAAAAUGAUAUUUUAGGUGCAUGUUGCGAUUACGAUAUAAAUUAUUUAGUUAUGUAUGACUCAGAUGAUUUGAGAGAAAACGACGUAGAAAUGGCUGAUGAAGCGAUAAAUCAUUUCAAAGAAUUUGAGCAUUCAGCUGCUAUAGAUUUUAUUGAUUAUUUUUCAACUAAUUUUGAUGAUAAAGGAAUAACGUUUCACGUGUAUUAA